This is a messenger RNA of Triticum urartu, 2274 nucleotides long. Lineage: Eukaryota; Viridiplantae; Streptophyta; Magnoliopsida; Poales; Poaceae. The record is from RefSeq and is a predicted model, not a curated record.
CAGCCAGUGCAUGCGCUGCAGACAUAGAUGGAGGUCGAGAUCCCGACCGAGCACCGCGCGCCCAAGGUUGAGGCUAGAGCGUGGCGAUGGCACGAUCUCCCGGCCGCCACCGCCAAGCCGCUCCGGGACCCCCUCCUCGCCGUCAACUUCCUGCUCCUGGCCGUCGGCGCGGCCUGCGGCCCGCUCCUCCUCCGCCUCUACUUCCUGCGCGGCGGCUCCCGCAAGUGGCUCUCCAGCCUGCUCCAGACCGCCGGCUGGCCGCUCCUCCUCGUGCCGCUCGGCUUCUCCUUCUCCUCCCGCCGGCGCCGCAGGAGCCGCCAGGGCGACGCCGCCACGGCUAGCAGCGGCGUCUUCCUCAUGACGCCCCGCCUCCUGGCCGCGUCCGCCGUCGUCGGCCUCAUGACCGGGGCCGACAACUUCCCCUACGCCUACGGCCAGGCCUACCUCCCGGUGUCCACCUCCUCCAUCCUCAUCUCCACGCAGCUGGCCUUCACAGCCGCCUUCGCGCUGCUGCUCGUGCGCCAGCGCUUCACCGGCUCCACGGUCAACGCCAUCGUGCUGCUCAGCGUCGGCGCCGCCAUGCUGGGGAUGGGCUCCGGCGGGGACCGCCCCGCGGGGGUGUCGGGCGCGCAGUACGCCGCCGGGUUCGGCAUGGCGCUGGGCGCCGCGGCGCUCUACGGCCUCGUGCUGCCCGUCAUGGAGCUCAGCCAGGCGUGGCACGCGGCGCGCGCCGGCUCCGCGGCCCUCACCUACACGCUCGUCGUUGAGAUUCAGGUCGUCAUCGGGCUCACCGCCACGGCGUUCUGCGCCGUCGGCAUGCUGGCGAACAACGACUUUCAGGUGAGUUUUCGGCACUAAUUCCAGCUUCACUUGCCUCUGCUCUUCGCCUACUUUCUGUUGCAAUUGCCUAAAUAUUUACGUUGGGAGGAGUUUUGAAGGGACUCCAACGAGAAAACUAAAACAGAGGUUAAAAUGCGGCAAUCAUCUACAGUGAACAGUAAUAAAUUCAAAAAUAAAUAGUAAAAAAGACCAAAACAAACUACUUGUUGGCAUUGAAGAUGCUCUAUUGCGCUAGGUGCCUGCAAAUUUCAUGAUGAAUACACAUUCCAGUAUCUCUGCUUUCAACAAGGUGUUUUUUCAUAGUUUCUUAUACUACUUAUAGACCCAAAUUUUCUUUUCUCUGAGCACUCCUCAAAUGUCCUUUGACCACUAAAUUUUCAACUUUUCAAAGCUUCCACGACUAUUACUGUUCGUAAAUAGUAACGGCGAGAAAGCAGUUUACUCCACCGAGCAGGGACAUCACAAAGAUGACAAGAUUGCAAGUGAUUGAGGCUUAUCUCGAUAACAAGUGGGUCAAUAUGAUUGACAUCUCCACGUCUUUUCGGUUAAUCAUACCCCUCCCCGAUGAUACAUGUGGCUGUGGGUGCGAGUAGGCUGAAUCGAUAACAAGUGGGUCAAUGUUGUUGUGCCUCUCCUUAGAGUAACUUCAACGGGUCGAUCCAAACGAACCUUAGAGCAACUUCAACGGGCCGAUCCAAACGAACGACAUUUUUGUCCGCUUUUUGUUCAUUUAGAUCGGCCGCCCGUCCGCCGUCCGUCCUCUUUUAGUUUUGGGUCGACAGUGCGUUCAAUGGGCUGAUCCAUUUUCAUGACCGCGCGCGUUUAAUAUCGUGCCGUCGCUUUGAUUUUGACGCUCCAGCAUGCGGGAAAGGUUCGCGCGCGCUGGUUUUGGCGCUACAGCGCGCGGGAAAGGUUCGCGCGCGCGCCGCGGGCGGCGCUCGUUAUAAAAGAAGGCGCUCCCCCCACACUCUGUUGGCCGCCCACUCUGGCCGCCUCUGCGCCACCAUGUCGAUCCACCGCCUACGCGCUUCGGAUUUUCGCGAAGUCCGCGAGCGCUGCUCCGGCGCCUUCUCCGCCGAGAUCUGGUUUCGCGAGAAACAUCUCGUCCUCGGCACCUUCGACACCGCAGAGGAGGCGGCCCGCGCGCACGACGCGGCGGCGUGGCGCCUCCUGAAGCCUCCUCGGGAUGUAAAUUUUCCCAACGUGUCGAGUCAGCGGGCGCAGGAUCUGGCGCCUCUCCCGCGGCUUUUCACCGACGAGGAUCGCCGUGUCCAGCGGAGGCGGCAGCAUCGCCUCGCCAUCGCAGAGAAGGACGUGGAAGCCUUGGUGCUGUGGCGAGGAGGCUGUUGGGGAACGUAGCAGAAAUUUAAAAUUUUCCUACGUGUCACCAAGAUCCAUCUAUGGAGUCAUCUAGCAACGAGGGAGGAGUGGAUC